AUGGGUACUUAUAGGAAAAGGUUCAAUGAGAAGGCCAGAUCCGGCCAUAUGGCUAAAUUAAAAGAGUUGAAGAGAAUCAGGAAUAAGCAGUUUACCAGACAGGAUGAAAACAAUGAAGAGAUGAAAAAGUCGGAUUCAGAUACAUGUGAAAGUGUCAUAGCGGAUUCAAACGUUAAUGCUGAUGUCCUUAAACCUCUUACUGAGGAAGAAAAGAUGAUGAAAAAAAGAAAGUUACAAGAGUUAUUUACCCCAAAGGAAUCAAAAGUUUCAAGAUUGAAGAAAAAAAGGCUGGAUAAGUUUAUUGAGCAUCAGCUGAAAAGAGAGGAAAGAAAGACUAUUAUUGACAAACUUCAAAACUAUAAGAUAGAUACAAGUUUGUUGACAAGCUCUAAAAAGCUAGGUGAGGGCAGGCAGACUAAGAAGGAAGAAUUCAAAGAAGCACUGAGUUUAGAGCGUCAAGGAAGAGGAAGUGAAAAAACAAAAGAGGUGUUAUAUGAAGAGUAUGAAUCGAAAGUUUGGGAUAAGGAUAGUGAAGCAGAGAGCCAAGAGGACGAUGACCAAGAAGAUUUCGAGGCGUCAUUUGGUACUAUGGUGGAACCAACAGAUAAGGAAGAGAACAAAUCGUCUGGUUUUAUUGAUCACAGGCCAGCAAAAUUUGGUGGAUCUGGCUUUGGUUUCGGAUUCAAUAAUGUAAAGGUCGUGAAUAAAGGAAGUAAAACUCCAAAGAUGAAAUAUAAUUGGCGACAACGUGUAGAGAUGGAAGAACAAAAAAAGCAUGGGAAGGAUGAAGAAAUGGAUUUCGACACGACAUCAGAAGAUGAAGACGAGAUGGAACAUGAAGAAGAAGAAAACCAAGAUAGGUCUAGUAAAGACUUACCUGAAGAAGCUGAAGGUACGAAUGGCGAAACUAGUUUAAAAGAAUCUGACCAAAAAAACGUCGGAAGUGAAUUCAAGGACUGGGCUAAUCAAGAAAUCAAAAAAAUGGAAGGCAGGAAUCAAGAGCUGGUAACCCCCACUUUAAACAUUGACUACAAACCGAUAGUCAGAGAGGAAGAUUUAGAUGAUGGUCUCAAAGAAACCUACAUCCCAAUAGAUGAGAAUUCGACACGUAAAGCCUUCUAUGUCAAGGUUAAUAGAUCAGACGAAAUUCAGAAAACAAGAAUCCAACUACCUGUAUUUGGUGAGGAACACAGAAUUAUGGAGGCUAUUCACCACAAUGAUGUAGUGAUUAUCUGUGGUGAAACCGGGUCGGGAAAGACUACACAAGUCCCACAGUUUUUAUAUGAAGCAGGUUUUGGUGCCGAAGACUCUCCAGAUUAUCCAGGGAUGGUUGGUAUUACACAACCAAGAAGGGUGGCUGCUGUGUCUAUGGCUGGGCGUGUAGCAAAUGAAUUGGGUGAUCAUGGUCAUAAAGUAGGAUAUCAAAUUAGGUUUGAUUCUACCAUGAAGGGGGAUAAAAAAGUAAAGUUUAUGACGGAUGGGGUUUUAUUACGAGAAAUGAUGCAUGAUUUUAAAUUGGCUAAAUAUUCCUCUAUUAUCAUAGAUGAAGCCCACGAAAGAAACAUCAAUACUGAUAUUUUGAUUGGUAUGUUGAGCCGUUGUGUUCGCUUGAGGGCUAAACAGCAUGAGGAAAAUCCAACGGAACACAAGAGACUAAAACUUAUUGUCAUGUCGGCUACAUUAAGGGUAUCAGACUUCAGUGAAAAUAAAUCAUUGUUUCCUAUUGUACCUCCUGUGUUACAGGUUGAUGCAAGGCAGUUCCCUGUCUCUAUCCACUUUAAUCGUAGAACUGCAUUCAAUUAUACAGAAGAGGCUUUUAGAAAGACCUGUAAAAUUCAUCAGAAGCUCCCUCCUGGUGCUAUAUUGGUGUUCUUGACCGGUCAGCAAGAAAUCACACACAUGGUAAAAAGGUUAAGAAAGGAAUUUCCUUUCAAGAAGAAUUCCCAAUACAACAAAGAACUAGAUACUACUAUCUCUAAGGUAGGUGUUAGUCCAAAAACAACAGACUUGGAGGCUGAAGACAUAGAUUUUAGUGUCCAAGUUAUUGACCAAGAUAAAUUUAAGAGCGCAAUAGAAUACGAAGAGCAUGAGGCUAACAAUGAUAGUGGAGAAGAAGGGGAAGAAGAAGGAUUUGAGGAGGUCUUAACUGAAGAACAAACAGCUAAUGAUCCUCUAUAUGUGCUUCCACUAUAUUCUCUAUUACCAACCAAGGAUCAAAUGAGAGUCUUCCAGCAACCUCCUCAAGGCUCCAGAUUAUGUAUUGUUGCAACCAAUGUUGCAGAAACAUCGUUGACUAUACCUGGGGUUAGAUAUGUCGUUGAUUGUGGGAGAUGUAAGGAACGUAAGUAUAAUGAAUCAAAUGGUGUGCAGAGUUUUGAAGUCGGUUGGGUCAGUAAAGCUAGUGCUAAUCAAAGAAGCGGGAGAGCAGGACGUACUGGUCCAGGUCAUUGUUACCGUUUAUAUUCAUCCGCUGUUUUCGAACAUGAUUUUGAACAGUUUUCCAAACCUGAAAUUCUAAGAAUGCCAGUGGAAAGCAUCGUGUUACAAAUGAAGAGUAUGGCUAUUCAUAAUAUUGUGAAUUUCCCAUUUCCAACUCCCCCAGAUAGGAUAGCUCUUUCUAAAGCAGUGCAGUUACUGCAAUAUUUAGGAGCUCUUGAUAAUAAAGAAAAGAUUACUGAAGAUGGUAGAAGGAUGAGCCUUUUCCCUCUUUCGCCUAGAUUCUCUAAAAUGUUGCUUGUUUCCGAUGAAAAAGCCUGCCUUCCUUAUAUCGUAGCAAUUGUCAGUGUACUUUCCGUGGGAGAUCCAUACAUCAAUGAAUUUGAGCUAGGAAUAAAUGAAAUUUCAAGGAAAUUAAGUGCUGAUGAGCAGAGUGAUGAAAUUGAUAAAAAAGUUGAUAAAUCAAUAUCUGAUAUGGACCCCGAGCUCAAAAAGGAAUUGCGCACUAAAUUCUAUAAAAGCAGGGCUCAGUUCAGUAAGUUGGAUAAGUUCAGUGAUGUAUUUCGUUUACUAAGUGUUGUGAGCGCAAUGGAUUAUGUCCCGAGUAAACAGAAAGAAAUAUUCAUAAAGAAGAAUUUCUUAAGAGGCAAAUUAAUGGACGAAAUAGUUAAGCUAAGGAAGCAGUUAAUGUACAUCAUUAAGUCAAACACAUCAAAAGAAAACAUUGCCGUAGUAGUUAGAAGUGAAGACCUAAAAAGUGACAUUCCAAGCGCAAUACAAAUAAAGCUAUUAAAACAAAUGAUUUGCUCAGGCUUUGUUGAUCAUGUUGCUGUAAGAGCAGAUGUUUUAUUUCCGGAUGAUGCAAAAAUAACGAACAGGACGUCUAUGAUCAAUAUUCCCUAUGUUCCUGUUCUGACCACGAGAACAUCCAAUAUCGAAAAUUGCUUCGUCUAUAUUCAUCCCACCUCAAUCUUGAACAAUUUGGGGGAAAUACCACCAAAAUACAUGCUAUACUAUUCAUUGCAUCUGGGUGGAAAUAAUAAAACAAGAAUGAACGCCUUGUGUGACAUUGCAAGCACACCGUUAGCAAACAUAGCAAGAAAGGGUCUUCUUUUGACAUACAGCAAACCUUUGACUGGCCAAGGUCUGAAAACUAUUAAUCUAUCGCCUACAGAACGUUACUGUUAUGUGGUUCCUAGAUUUGGAUCUAGAGUGGACAACGAUCUUAAAAUUGGCUGGGAUUUAAAUCCUAUAGCAGUGCAUCAAAGGAAGCAAAAUGGCCAAUGGACAGUCAUUAAGUUUAUUACUAGAAAAAGUUUCCAGACGAUCGGAAACGAAGAAGAAAAAAAGAAAUAG
Messenger RNA from Saccharomyces mikatae IFO 1815, 3792 nucleotides. RefSeq names its product ATP-dependent RNA helicase ECM16 (gene ECM16). Gene Ontology annotation, biological process: maturation of SSU-rRNA from tricistronic rRNA transcript (SSU-rRNA, 5.8S rRNA, LSU-rRNA). The transcript has a single exon. NCBI's taxonomy places the organism in Eukaryota, Fungi, Ascomycota, Saccharomycetes, Saccharomycetales, Saccharomycetaceae. The coding region runs from base 1 to 3792 and encodes 1263 amino acids. Gene Ontology annotation, molecular function: ATP binding; RNA binding. Gene Ontology annotation, cellular component: nucleolus; intracellular anatomical structure. The record is from RefSeq and is a predicted model, not a curated record.